AUGAGUAUGUAACAAACUCAAAAACCAGCAACAGUGUAUCAAGUACGCCAAUCAAGUGUUACACCACCUUAGAAAUAGCAUAGCAAUCCUAAUUACAUGAGUUGUUAGAAAAUGAGAAUGAGCAUAAUUGAUCAAUUAUCACCAAUAAAGGAUUUACCAGUUAAUCAAAGUUAGAGGAGUUCAUUCUAUUAGGUCAGAGGCAAAUCUGGAUCUACUGCUACUUUGAUGCCCAACAAAACCCAACCUAAUAGAUUAUUAGAUUCUACUAGUUUUAAUUCAACAUUAAAUUAUACUCAAGAAAGUCAUUUUGAUAAAAAGAGCACAACAAUACCUAAAGGAAUGAAAAUUAAUAAUUUUGAGAUUUUGAAAGAUCAACUUAGAUUCGCUAUUUGUCAGUUAGAAGAUCUCAAAAAAUCAUUUGAUAAAGUUGUUUAGAGUCAAUUUGAUCAAGUUAUAUAAGUUAUUAAAUCAUCUGCUUAACUAUCUAAUUAAUUAGUUGAAGAAAAUGUUCAGAUUCGAAAUCACCUCAAUACAUUACAAAGCAAUUCUGAAUAUGAUAAACUAAAAUUAAUAAUGGAAUAAUUACAACAAAAAAUUACGGUCCUAGUAAAUGACAAUUCUAAAUUAAAUCAUUAAAUAAAUUAUUAGCAAGAAGAAAACAAAAAACUAAUAUCGCUAAUAUCAGAAUCAGACAGAAAAUAUCAAGAUUUGUUAUUGUCAACGUAAAAUAGAUUACACAAAGAGAAUAUGAAUCCAAAUAUGAAUCAAAAUUUACAUAUCAAUACUCAUCCAAAUUCAUCUAAUACAAAAGGCAAUUAUACCCAGAGAGAAUUGAGCUACAAAUUAGAAUAAGCAGAAAUUAAGUUAUUAACACUUCAAAUUAGUAAUGAUAAUCUCAGAUAACAAUUACAGCAUACCUAAUUAGAUCAUUAAACAUUUGAAUAAUUAAAAGAAACUAUUACUUCUUUGGAGGUAAAAUCGCAAAGCUUUUUAAAUUAAAAGGAUUCUCUGUAAUAAGAGAACGACCUUCUGAAUUAAAAGAUAUCUAGUCUAGAGAAACAAUUAAAAGAUCAAUCUCAAAAGGCAGAAUACAUUGUAUACAUUAACUAAUUAGAAAAUGAUUUAAAGCAAAUUAGAUAAGAGCAAAUAAAUAAUCAUUAGACAAUUACUUCUCUAAAUAACACGAUAUCUUAAUUGAAGGAACAAAUAAGCAUCUUAAAUAUUCAAAAAGACCAAUCUGAAAAUAAUUAUGUUUAAUAGGUUUAAUCAUAAUAAAAUGAGUUAUAAUAGGCUACUUCAAGGUACCAAAUAUUAUGGUAGGAAAUAUCUGAAAUGAGAGAACGUUUAGAAUAAAGAUAAAUCUCGGAAGAUAGUCAUAAUAUGUUAUCAAAUGCAGAAAAGGCGUUAUUUGAAACUUAAAUUUAGAAUUUGAAUGAUAAAAUUAAAGACUAUGAAUAAAUUCUAUUACAUUAUGAGUCAAAGUCAAGAUAAUUAGAACAAUAGAUUAACUAGAAUUAAUUAGAAAUGGAUAAUUAUAGAAGACAAUUAGAAAAUAUGAAUAAUUUUAAUAAUAACUCUUUGGAAAUACAGGAGUUACAAUGGAAACUUAAUCAAUUAAAUUAAAUCAUAUAGAGAAAGGAUAAAGAAUAUUAAGUAAAAUUAGAUGAAUUGUAAUCUGUUAAAUAAGCAUUUGAUGGAUAAGUGAAGAAGAACCAGAAUUUAGAAAUGAGAAUCUUACAUUUUAUGGAGCAAGAAGUAAGGAACAAUUCCAAUUUGAUCAGAAAAUAGUGA
Molecule: messenger RNA, 1791 nt
Organism: Paramecium tetraurelia
Lineage: Eukaryota; Ciliophora; Oligohymenophorea; Peniculida; Parameciidae
Exons: 5
Source: RefSeq, a predicted model, not a curated record